Chaetomium strumarium is the source of this 744-nucleotide messenger RNA. RefSeq names its product Cwf15/Cwc15 cell cycle control family protein. NCBI's taxonomy places the organism in Eukaryota, Fungi, Ascomycota, Sordariomycetes, Sordariales, Chaetomiaceae. Gene Ontology annotation, cellular component: catalytic step 2 spliceosome. Gene Ontology annotation, biological process: mRNA cis splicing, via spliceosome. The coding region runs from base 1 to 744 and encodes 247 amino acids. Gene Ontology annotation, molecular function: RNA binding. The transcript has 4 exons. The record is from RefSeq and is a predicted model, not a curated record.
AUGACUACAGCUCAUAGGCCUACAUUUGACCCAGCCCGUGGAAAAGAAGCGCUCCGCGGACCGGCGUACCAUCAGCGCCUCCUACCAGCAUAUACGCAGCUCAAGUUUAGAAAACCCGGCCAAGGCGGUGAAGCCGACCGCACCACCCGCGACCUGCGCGCCGAGCUCGAAGCCGCCGAGGCAGCACACUACGCCAAGCUCAAGGGCGCGCCCAUCCCCGGCACAUCUUCCGAACCCAACGGCCCGGAAACAUCAUCGGCCUCGAACAAGCGGCCGCUAGCUCUGGGCGGCGGCGAGCGCGGAGAUGAUGAGGAAGAAGAUGCAGAAGCGAAGCGGCGGCGCAUCCUCGCCGAAACGCGCGACAUAGAUGCAGACGACAGCGACGCAUCAGGCGGCGACUCGGACGAGGAUGACGACGAUAGUGACGACUCAGACGACAGCGACGACUCGGACGCCGAGCUCGCGCGCGAGCUAGAGCGGGUGAAGCGCGAGCGGGCGGAGAAGCGGGAGCGCGAAGAGCGCGAGCGGCAGGCGGCGGAGCAGGAGGCGCGCGAGCGGGACAUCGCGUUCGGGAAUCCGCUGCUGAAUAAGCCGGAUUUCAACAUCAAGCGGCGGUGGGACGACGACGUGGUGUUUAAGAACCAGGCCAGGGGGACGGAGGAUAAGGGGAAGAGGAAGGAGUUUAUUAAUGACUUGCUGCGGUCAGAUUUCCACAGGAGGUUCAUGAGCAAGUACGUCCGGUAA